UCUCUCUGCAGCCUGCUUCAGAGUUCGGACUUCAGAGGCCGCCAUUCGCCAACAGAAGACCGCUUCCUCGUUAUCGUCAGCCCAGCCGCGCCCCCAUUCGCCCGGCGAACCACCUGCCCGCCAUGGCCGCCUCUGCCAAGGUCGCGCGCCUCACCACCCUCGCCCUCUUCUCCCCGACCCCGACCCCCUCCGGCCCGAAACCCAUCAACCCCAGAGCCCGCGCCCCGCCGCCCAUUUCCAUCUCCAUGGACCCGGCCCUCGUCGACCCGACCCACCUUCAGUCCCUCAUGCUCGCCUGCGCCCACUCCUGUGCCCUACGCCUCUCGCCGGCGACGCCGGCCUCCGCCAUCGAGCCGGUUGACCUUGGCAAGCUCCGCACGGCGCUGGCGCACAGCUUCAUCGUCGUGUCUGUCUUCUGCGGCGCCAGGUACUUGGCCGACGCCGGGGAGGAGGAGGGGCAGAGGUUUGGCUUGGACCUCGGCCUAGCGCGGCAGGGGGAGCAGCGGCUCGUUGGAUUUGGGCGCGCCGUCUCCGACCUCGGGCUCACCGCCUCCGUUCAUGACGUCGUGGUUCAUCCAUCACUACAGAGGAGAGGAAUUGGCCAAAAAAUAGUGGACAAAAUUACAAGGGUACUUCAUAGCAGAGGUAUAUAUGACAUUUCUGCAUUAUGUACAGAAAAGGAGAGGCCUUUUUUUGAAGCUUGUGGUUUUGGUGAUGAUAUGAUGGGUUCAACAACAAUGCUGUAUACUAGAAACGUGCACAAAUAGAGUUCAUACAGAAAAUCACCAAUUGGCACGAUGACCUGGUUGACAUGAUGGUUUGUCUGUUGAUGUUUAGUUGUUUACUAGUACUGUUUGAAAACACCACUCCAGCAAGUCAUGAGAUAUCAGUGAUCUCAGUUUGCUCACUUAUUGGAGGGAGUAACCACAAGAUGAGUUUGGAGAAGCCUUUGUGCGUUGUAUUAGUGCGUGUGCGAGACAGGCAUUUUUCAGUGUUCAGACCAACAUCUGAAUUUUCUAAUUGCUGCUGACUGUAAAAUUCAUUGUAAUUAGAGACAUACAUAUACAUAUCAUGAAUGUUUCUACUGAUUCAAAUAUUUUACUACUUUAACAAGAUUUAGGAC
This is a messenger RNA of Setaria italica (foxtail millet), 1123 nucleotides long. Its product is annotated as acetyltransferase NSI. Gene Ontology annotation, molecular function: monosaccharide binding; glucosamine 6-phosphate N-acetyltransferase activity. The transcript has 4 exons. Gene Ontology annotation, biological process: UDP-N-acetylglucosamine biosynthetic process. Gene Ontology annotation, cellular component: endoplasmic reticulum-Golgi intermediate compartment; endoplasmic reticulum; Golgi apparatus. The record is from RefSeq and is a predicted model, not a curated record. The coding region runs from base 123 to 767 and encodes 214 amino acids. NCBI's taxonomy places the organism in Eukaryota, Viridiplantae, Streptophyta, Magnoliopsida, Poales, Poaceae.